AUGGAGGAGACAGGAGGCGCAAGUGCGUACGGGGCUGCGCUCGCAGGAGGAGGCUUUGACUUCUACAAGUUCGCCCGACAACCCCAAACUAUUGUGCGGGUGCUCAGUUGGGUGUUUGCCAUUGUGGUGUUUGCUUGCAUCACAACAGAAGGAUACAUCAACCCUUUACACAGCUCUGAAGCAACGUGCAUCUUCAACCAGAAUGACUCUGCGUGCCACUAUGCUGUUGGUAUCGGGGUGAUUGCCUUCCUGGCGUGCGUGGCCUUCCUGAUGUUGGACGUUUAUGUCCCAUUUAUGAGCAACGCACAGGAAAGGAAGUUUGUUGUUGUGGCCGACCUGGUAUUCUCAGGGGCAUGGACCUUCCUGUGGUUUGUGUGUUUCUGCCUGUUGGCCAGUCAGUGGAGUCGCACUCAUGUUGACGGGAGUAUCCCUGAGGACGCUGCACGUGCCACCAUUGCCUUCUCGUUCUUCUCCAUCGCUACCUGGGGAAUCCUAACCUACUUCGCCCUUGGUCGUUUCCGCCACGGUAUCAGCGAUGUCACCAUCCCCACCUACACGGAGCCGCCACCGGAUCACCAGACUCCCUACCCUCCGACCUACGCGCCCACCUCGUACAACCCCACUACGUACACCCCUACUACGUACGCACCCUACCCCAGCAACAUACCUGACGUGCAACAGCAGCCUCCCUUCACGUCAAGCUUCCAGCCGCAGGGAGACUACCAGCCGCCCAACUACUGA
Molecule: messenger RNA, 741 nt
Organism: Melanotaenia boesemani (Boeseman's rainbowfish)
Lineage: Eukaryota; Metazoa; Chordata; Actinopteri; Atheriniformes; Melanotaeniidae
Gene: syngr2b
Product: synaptogyrin 2b
Exons: 4
Coding region: 1-741 (246 amino acids)
Cellular component (GO): synaptic vesicle membrane; neuromuscular junction
Source: RefSeq, a predicted model, not a curated record